CCUCACGUGUUGGUUACGGCAGGAAGAUGCCUGGCUGUGUAUGGUAAACUAGGCCGUCAGGUUACCGAGUUGUGGACCGUGAUGUGUGUUUCACGGUAGCUACGGCUUGGUAGGACGCGUACAUUUGUAUAUAAUAAUCGUAGACCAUGUGUGUAAUGUAUGUAUAGCGGACUCGUCUUAUGUGUCGUACACAGGGCUCGUAUAUCGACAUGAGAGUAUAUACGUAAACACAGCACUACAUUUGAAGAAGAGAGGCUUUCGUUGCUCAGUUCACACGGCUCGCUGGACCGACACUGCCGGGCAGAUCGUAGCGUCCUCUAGCCGGGCUUACAUCGGUAUUUACCCGUCGAAACAUCCCUAAGCCGGCGUUGUUAAGCUAGCUGAACUACCGGAUAGCCUUUAUGUGGAUGGAGCAAGGUGGGUACAACCGAUCAGGUACCAGGGAGUCUGGAUGAACCGGUGGUUGUCAUUAGUACAGGUAUACGUCAGGGGAGGCCGGCUAAGGACAGUUAAGCCACAUCAACCCCUCCCCCUUGAGCAACGACUAUAUGUACCACUGAUUGUCAAAGGGAAUGUUAGUGAUCUAUUUUUACGGAUGUAGGUCUAUGCACCUUUUAGACACCGUUGUCGCCACUCGGGCUCUGAUGUGCAUUUUGAGGUUGAAUCCCUGGUCCAUAUAGGGCAGCAGACCCGGACGUCAUACCCUAAGCGGACAGUCGUGUAUUGCACCGACCUGAAAGCCAGCGAGGAUAAGUGGCAAGAAACUCAGCUGGUUAAUGUUGAUACGCGAGCUGAAGUUCUGGUAGCUCAGACACACAUGUUCGUUAGUGUCACGGGAGGCGACUGGAGCCAGCACGUUUGACGGUUGACAAGCUCCGGUUAAAAGCCUACAUAUACUUACUGUGCAACAAGACAUAUGGCUAGUAAAAUGUAAUUUUGCGUUGGUUAACUACGAUUUUCGUUCAACAAGACACGUGGCUCGUCUAACUUUCGCCAAGGACAUCAAAGCCUCACUGCCAAAAUGCCUAGAAAACGAAAGCAGCCACAGAUGCGGGGCAAUUCUGGUAACGACACCUCCACCGAGAACAACAACAACAACGGUCCGGUGGUGCAGUCGGGGAAACUGACUGGAAGCGAAACAUAUAGAAAUGGUCAGGUCCCGCUACCGAUGUUAAAAAAGAGAGAAGCGCAUUGGAAGGACUGCGAGGAUAGCUUCAUCUUCCCUAGAUGUACCCCUUGGUUGGUGUUUCUAGUGACUCUUAUAGGGCGUGUGGUUUACGUCAGCCAGGUGAAAAAUUGGUGGAUUUUGCAUCCGGAUGAGGUGUUCCAGUCAGUUGAAGUGGCGUUCUCGGAGUUACAUGGGUACGGGUUUCGGGCGUACGAGUUCCUGCCACCCCCCGAGUCACCACUUAGCAGUUCAGCUCGUCAGCAGGAGGCCAACCUCGGCAUGCAUAGCCUACGCUCCUUUCUCUACCCACGUGUAUUUGUCCUCGUCAUGCUGGUAGGAGACUGGCUGGGAAUGAAACCGUUUUUGGUUGCCAAAGUGUUCCACGCCGCCGUGACGUCCACAUUGCCGCUUGCCACCUAUUUCUUCACAUCCACUGUGUUUCAUUGCCAUGACAUUGCCUCUCUGUCCAGCAUACUUGUGGCAUUCUCCGUGCACCUGACAGUUUUCGGGACGCACACUUUAAUGAACAGCUUUUUUGCUCCAAUUGUCCUCCUGUGCCUGGUGCCUAUUUUAAAAAACUUCUUGGAGAAUAAAGAAUCAGAGGGAGAAUACUCGACAAGCGGCUCCCUCAAUGGUACGCGUUCCAAUGGAUUUAUAGAAGUUCCAAAGGAGCAUAAGCGUCAGUGCAACGGAUAUCUGUCUGACGAAACCCCACGUGUCAACAACGGAAUGGCAGGAGAGUGGAACAGACCCUUGGUUCUGUUCUUGUCAGGGCUAAUGUUAGGAGUAACCUGCUACAUUCGAAUCGAUCUGGGUUUGUUUCUUGCCUUGAUUAUCGCCCCUCAUUGUCUACGCACAAGGUCCAACCAGGUUCUCUUGACUUUUGAUCUCCAAGUGUUCUUACCCAUCAUCCUGGGUUUCGUUUCCGGUAUGUUGCUAGGCGGUCUUGAGGACUCAUGGUCUUAUGGCGUCUGGUUUCUGUCUCCGUAUCAGUGGUUGAGAUUCAAUGUCGGAUUUGACUUCGCCACUCUGCUGUUUGGAAAACAGGACUUGGAUUAUUAUUUAAAGCGAAUAGUAACCCAUAACUUCUCAUUGGUCUGCUUAUCUGCAUCGUUGGUCACAGUUUUGAUCUACGCAGCCAUCUCACACGAAUUCCGCAGAGCACAAGGACGGAAUUUAACAUUGUUGUUAAAGCUGUUUAUACCUUCAGUAUUUCUGUUUAUUAUUUAUACCCUCAAGGGACACAAAGAAAUGAGAUUUGUUCAUAAUCCCCUGGUGCUUCUUAUAAUAGUUUACUCCAGUGCAAUCUUGUUAGCUCUGAAACACAUCUUUUCACGAGACCUGACGAGAACUCGCGUGAAGUGGAUUGUUUAUUUAUGCGUAAGUUUAUACAUUUUUAACCAAUGGCGUGUGAUGCCAACUCCUGUGGACCAGUCAAAUAAACCAUGGGUUUACAACUCGGGCUGGGACUCCAAUCAUGUGAACGACUGCUUUGACUUCAUUGGCCAACAGUCCGACGUUCGUGGCGUUUUCGUUGACAGGAGCAUACACACCAGUGCAGCCUUCAGCGUCUUACGCCAGGACGUCCCGCUUCUGUCGCUGAUUCACUACGAGUUGUACGAGUUUGGAACUACGGCUUAUCUCCCUUUAUCAUCCGUUACCAUUUUUGGGCGGAAGGAUACAGUGAACGUGCGAACUUUAAGCAGUAUUUCCAACUACAUUAGUAUUUAUAAUAGCCAUGAAUAUUUAUUGAAACUUCUUCUAAAGAGAAAAGACUACAAUUAUCUAGUGAUGAAAAAAGAGAAGACUUUUAUCAACCGAGGAUAUGAACAAGUGUACAGUUCCGGAACAAUGAAAGUUUUGAGGCGAACAUUCGAUAAAGGCGCGGAGGAAUAUCUGGCCAAGUUGGCGGACAGCCUUCCUAUAGGCACAAACGCCACGAUCCUGGAGUACGAAGGCAGCUGGUUGUUGACCUUUGGACUACUUCAGCUCGCGGAGGAAAGACUGUUGACCGCGUUGCAACUUGGCAACCCGACAGCGCGGCUGUUUCAAAUCCUCGUGAAGACGUUCUUGGAGCAGAACAAGUUUAACCAUGCACGUAAAGCCGAACAGCUGUGUAUCGACAGUCUGGGAUUGGAUACUUGCCGAACCCCACAACCAAGAAUUAUUCUACAUGAAGGUUACGAUAUUCAGCUUCCCGGGCGAUAGCAACGUGAGAAACAUACUACCUGUUCAAGUAUUUAGUGUUUCACCAAUUUUGUUUCUUGAAGAUGGAGGCAGAGGAAGAUACUAUUGACAAUGUCGGAGAAAAGCUCAAAUUUUUGGUAUAAAAACCGAGAUUAGUAAAAUUUAGUGCAGGUAUUGUAUUAUAAAUGAAUCAGGCCAACGCACCAGUAUAUUUAAAUCACGGACAGCGUGAAGAAAAAUCAAAGAGAACAGGUUUUCAUCCACCAAUUUCAACUUUUAGUUUCUCUGGCUUAAAUGCUGAUUUCUGCUAUGGGAAGCGAAUACAUGUAGCUUUAACUUCAUACGUUUGUCUUUUAGCCUGGUGGCGCUGUGACCUGGCUUAUACCUGUAGGACAACAGUAUGACAGACCAGAGGCCGGAUUCACGAACCAUUUUAACGUUACGAUAUACGUAACUGAGCUACGUAAUGCCAACCGUGCUGGCAUAUAUGUGCGCGCAAACAUACGAGAUCUUCGUGUAUCCGGUUCCGGACUGACGUCAGGUUGCUGAAUAUCACGUCUACUAUCAUAAAGCAUAAUCUUCAAACAUACCACAAAAGUUUUAAUGCAGAAAGGUUUCCUAUUUUCUCACGAAGAAGUUGUUGAUGUUAUAUGUUAUUGUUAUGUCCUGUAAUUAUUUAAUUGUGUAGAAUAGUAACUUAUUUCAAUAAUGGCUGCCUUGUUUGUUUGUCUUUUUAAUUAUUUCGAUUAAGAUAUUUUUAACUGUGAAGAAUGCAGAUGACAUUGAAAAGUUAAAACGCAAGUAUAGCUACAGUGCUUGUAAAAUCUUUGUUGUUUACUGCACUGCAUCACUCUAUGCCUCUCGUUUUCUAUAUAUACUAGUUAUGUAGGCAAAGACAAAGGCAACAUUGCUAGAAACUGCCGCCUGACACAUACAUGUACAGUAGGUCAUUUACAGAAAGUAUGUGACAAAUUUUGAUCAUUUUUUCACCAAUGCUCUUUAGGUUCUGUUAAAUAUUCGAUAACAUCACUUGGAGGUAUUUGUCAAGACAUCAACUUAAAGACAGUUUUCGAAAGGUUCUUAGAAUACGUCUUUAAUGUUAGUUUAGUCUGGCGUUAUUUCUCCCCCCAUCGCAUUUGCAUUGGUGCACGUCGUAUUGUCUUAUUCUCGUAAAUUCUUGGUUUGAAACUUACAAAUUUUAAAUUUGUUUACAUCCUUUCCAUAUUUACUUUUUUAUCAUCUCAAUGAACGAAUAAAAAACUGA
This is a messenger RNA of Liolophura sinensis, 4619 nucleotides long. RefSeq lists its product as uncharacterized. The record is from RefSeq and is a predicted model, not a curated record. NCBI's taxonomy places the organism in Eukaryota, Metazoa, Mollusca, Polyplacophora, Chitonida, Chitonidae. The coding region runs from base 1022 to 3376 and encodes 784 amino acids. Gene Ontology annotation, molecular function: alpha-1,2-mannosyltransferase activity. The transcript has 3 exons. Gene Ontology annotation, biological process: GPI anchor biosynthetic process. Gene Ontology annotation, cellular component: endoplasmic reticulum membrane.